Molecule: messenger RNA, 693 nt
Organism: Drepanopeziza brunnea f. sp. 'multigermtubi' MB_m1
Lineage: Eukaryota; Fungi; Ascomycota; Leotiomycetes; Helotiales; Drepanopezizaceae
Source: RefSeq, a predicted model, not a curated record
AUGCUAUUACUUACAAGGUCGAUUUGCGCAAUCUUGCUAGCCUUGAGCUUUCUUUUGGAUAGAGCUCAUGGAUGGUUCUUCCACGGAAGAGAACUCAUCGGCUAUCGAGCAGUCACCGAAGACCAAGCCAGAUUUAUUAAUGAUGGCAAUAAGCUAUCCACAGAAGAGAUAUACGAUAAACCAGGUGAAAGCCUCAAUCAAAUUGGAGAAGGAUUUUAUUUAUACAACGAUCCUUCUUGCGGGAAUGAGAAACCAUCGGAAAAUAAUUGGUUUUGUGCUAUCGAAGCGGAUAAAGAGAAGAUGGCAAAAGCAACCAAAGUAUGGAUCCAGGAAUUUUGGACAAGAUGGGCUUCGGAUGAUGAGAGUGUGGAACUGGACUUAUGGGCUGGAGACGAAAGUUUAGUUAAGCAAUACAUCAGAUGGGAACUCAGGAGGAGCCCCGUAAGAGCGCUGCGAUUCUCAUGGAUCAUACUCAAUGGUUGGAAGCCGCAAAUGGUUAUUCCAAAUGAUACGAUACGAAGAAACGCCCUCCAAAUAUGGGCUCAGUGCUAUCGAACAAAGGAGGAGCUAUAUCGAUAUUCGAGCGAAAUCAUUAAUUGGGAAGCGAAAUGGGAAAUCAAUGGAGAAGCUGGUCUGCCGAGCGUGGGGAGUUUCAGUAUGGUUCCGGACACUUUCGAUCCAAUGGUUUCUUGA